This is a messenger RNA of Mauremys mutica (yellowpond turtle), 762 nucleotides long. RefSeq names its product relaxin-3-like. The transcript has 3 exons. The record is from RefSeq and is a predicted model, not a curated record. Bases 316 to 762 code for a protein of 148 amino acids. Lineage: Eukaryota; Metazoa; Chordata; Testudines; Geoemydidae.
CAGCCGCUGUCUGUCCCUCCGCCACGCGGCACGGCGAUAACCAGCAAAAGGUUAUCAGCGUCUCGCUCCCUGGCACCCAGGGCUGAUGCCCCCCUGGUCUCCCCCCGCGCUCACGGAAAGGUCUCUGUGUGCCACUCGAGUGACUCGGCCAGCUAAUUGGGGAGAUAGCGCCAGAGCCGAUGGCCAAAGGCCACCCUUUGUGCGGUGUCUCCGAGGGGCUCCUCAGCAGGGAGGGGGCGGGAUGCUAUAAAGGGUGCUGCCGUGGGGCUCAGGAGGCAGCUGGGAGCUCGUCUGGCCUCGCCGCCCCAAGCAGCCAUGCAGAAGCUCCUCCUGGCGCUGGCUUUUGGGACGCUGCUCUCGGAGCUGAGGCUGGGGGCUGAGGGCCGGAACCCACCCUACGGCGUCAAGCUGUGCGGGAGGGAGUUUAUCCGGGCCGUCAUCUUCACCUGUGGGGGCUCCCGCUGGAGACGGGCAGGUGAUCUCGAUAUCCUGAGCGGCCCCCCUGCAGGGGAAGACUCCUCAGAAACCGCCUCCAGCGAGUGGGAUGCCAGCCGCCUGCCCGGGAUGCUGCCCCACCAAGACCUCUCCCCCGACUACCACGAGAGGUGGAGAGGCAGCUUGCGAUGGGCCCAUGCGGAGGUUGUCAGCGGAGGGCAGCGCAGCGGGUGGGGAGGGAGCUGCGUUGCUGAAAGCCAAGGCAGCGUGCCCAGCGCCUCCCAGAGCUCCUCGGCAAUGAAGCUUCUGUCCGUCGACCUGAUCUAG